AUGGUCUGUCCGGCACUGGUGGAAGCAGCAGCAGUAGUGGUAGUAACAUCUUCACUCAGCAACAAAAUGCCCCGGGGGGGACGGCGGGGCCACAGGGCACAGCUUCGAGCAGCAGUAGUUUAUUCGCAGCACAACCGCAUGCAAUCAACCAGCAGCAUGCGGCUGCUUCCUCCAGCAGCAAUAGCUCCGCGAUCCCUCACGUCCCGCCGCAACACGAACAGCAACAGAACAGUAGCGCCAUGUUCAACAAUGCCAGCCGCGCCCCGUCCUCGACACAUCCCCCUCUUGGCGUGCUCUCGCGGUCGACCUUGCUCGGGCUGA
Molecule: messenger RNA, 321 nt
Organism: Amoebophrya sp. A120
Lineage: Eukaryota; Dinophyceae; Syndiniales; Amoebophryaceae
Source: the annotation of a GenBank genome assembly